Colletotrichum scovillei is the source of this 1547-nucleotide messenger RNA. Its product is annotated as WD repeat domain-containing protein. Gene Ontology annotation, cellular component: Set1C/COMPASS complex. Bases 234 to 1403 code for a protein of 389 amino acids. The transcript has 3 exons. Gene Ontology annotation, molecular function: protein binding; chromatin binding. Lineage: Eukaryota; Fungi; Ascomycota; Sordariomycetes; Glomerellales; Glomerellaceae. The record is from RefSeq and is a predicted model, not a curated record.
CGCAUGACAAGACGCGGUCUGGUUUCCCGUUCACAGAUUCAAACCUGCAGCAACCUCAGGACGACUGCACUUAUUCACACACAUUUUGAAGGAACUUGUCGAGUUCUGCCGCACAGCCUCAAGAAUUCUCCUGCGACGAGGACGUCGUUUGCCUACGGCUCGCGACAGCAUCAAUUGAGGCGUCGCUGUUCGACUCAGCCAGUAUAGCUCUUGGAAUCCUCAAAGAACCCAUCAUGGCGUCGACGCCUAUGGACUUGGACCAUCGCGAGUCGACACCAGCCAAUGGAAACUCGCUCAACAUUACGCGUUCUCUGGCAACCAACAAUACUACCCCAUUGAGCGAAGUCAUAUCGUCGUUUCGCCCAACAAAGCUUUUUAAAAGGCAAGACAUCAAGGAUGGCCGUCCUCAGCCACACGUGCUGUCACUCGACUUCGACGACCCGGGCGAACUUCUCAUGACCUCUGAGAGCGACGAGACGAUUCAGAUUUACAGCGUAAAGGAAGGUAUACACAAGAAGAACUUGCUAAGCAAGAAGUACGGCGUCAAGCUGGCAAAGUUCACGCAUACGAGCUCCAGCAUCAUCUAUGCGAGUACGAAGCAGAAUGAUCAGAUCCGAUAUUUGGCUACCCACGAUAAUUCCUUCAUCCGAUACUUCGAGGGCCACGAAAAGAGCGUCACAGAUAUUGCCAUACACCCAGGGGCUGAUAACUUCAUCUCUUGUAGCCAAGAUAAUACUGUGCGCCUUUGGAAUAUUUCGACGAAGCAAUGGUGCGGUCAACUGAACCUCAACUCUCCGUAUCUCACCGCAUACGAUCCGUCGGGGCAGACUUUUGCUGUCGCGUGUACGAACAGCGGAAGCGUUCUGCUAUAUGACUGCCGCAACUACGACAAGGCGCCAUUUGCGACCUUCGAUGUCGUCGACGCCGGCAGACACGUGGACUCACAAUUCGUAAUCAGGGGUUGGACAAAGCUGGAAUUUUCGAAUGACGGUAAGCAUAUUCUCGUCGGCACUCGCGGUCCCGGCCACUUCAUACUCGAUGCUUUCGACGGGAGCUUGAAGGCGUACCUGCGUAAGCCCGAGGGCGGAACCCGGCGGCUGGCGGCUGGUGAGACAUCAAGCACCAUCAACGGCAGUAUGCCGAAGACGGACCAGCCCACAAUCGAGAGUAGCGGCGAUUGCUGCUUCUCUGUGGACGGUCGUUACGUUCUGAGCGGUGGUCCAAAGGAUGUACUGGUCUGGGAUAUCUUGACACCGCCCCAGAACGAGAACAAGACCCUCGACGCUACAUGGGUAUUGGAGGAAAAGCGAGAGGCGGCGGUGUUGGCAUUCAACCCGCGAUACAACUUCUUUGCGACGGCAGAUCAAGAUGUGAUGUUCUGGGUGCCCGAUCCUCAUGCAUGAAGCGGUUGGAGCAUCAAUGUAGGAAAUUUAGAAGCUGCGAAAUGGCGGUCUGGAGAGGUCAAUUACUUUCGGAGUCUAGGAUACGAGAUACCCAACCCGUUGAGGAAAGUCGACAUGAAUGAAUUUUGUUGAAACCUUGGGAAA